AUGGAGGAGUGCUUUUGGAAGGAAAAAUCCAGGACUAUUUGGAAUUUGGAGGGUGAUCGGAAUACGGCUUUCUUCCACCGCGUUUCUAAAAUUAAAUCCAAGCUUAAGCCCAUUUCCAUGUUUAAGCAUGAUGAUGCAGUGUUGUUAGAUUCUAAGGCCAUUGCAGAUUGCACUGUGAAUUACUUUAAAAACCUAUUUUCUACUAACACUUCUGUUUUGCAGGAUAUGAGUAUGGUUGAUGACACUAUUCCCCGGCUAGUUGACAAUAAUAUGAAUGUUAAUCUCACGCAAUUACCGUCUUUGGAAGAGAUUUAUGCGGCUGUUUUUGUGCUUAAUAAAGAUAGUGCUCCGGGUCCUGAUGGUUUUGGUGCUACCUUUUUUCAAUUAUUUUGGAAUAUCGUUAAAGGGGACGUCUCAAAUCCUGUCACCGAUUUCUUUAUCAAUGGCUGGAUUCUGCCUAGUUAUAAUUCCAACUCUAUUGUUUUAAUUCCUAAGGUCAAGGGUGUUGAUGAUUUAGACUCGCUUCGUCCCAUCGCCUUAUCGAAUUUCAAGUUCAAGCUGAUAUCUAAAAUUAUUGUUGACCGAUUGGCGACUUUAAUGCCUUUCCUAGUUUCGGAGGAGCAGUGUGGUUUCAGUUAG
Lathyrus sativus (Indian pea) is the source of this 639-nucleotide messenger RNA. The record is from the annotation of a GenBank genome assembly. NCBI's taxonomy places the organism in Eukaryota, Viridiplantae, Streptophyta, Magnoliopsida, Fabales, Fabaceae.